UUUAAAAUGCUAUAAAAGCCUUCUACUUUCGUCAUUCUACACCAAUCAACAUAAUUUCUUCCUCAAGCAAGUCUUCAAGCAACUCUACGAACAACAACAAAACAUCAAGGCGUCAUGCUCUUCUGUUUCGACAACGGAUCUGGAACGAAAAAGGCUUCGACAGCAACUCUACGUUCGGCUACCACCAUCUUGCCGAUGUUCUUUGCUUCGACUCUCUUCGUUUUUGUGCUGCUUGGACAGGUCAACAGUGAGGAGGUUGGAUUCUUCAAUCACACUCUGAAGGAUGGUCAAGUUACGCUUCGCAAUUAUUCCACGGCUGUCGAAAAAGGAGACGUCUACAACCUUACCAAGUACACGAAUCUUCCUGGGUCCUGUGAUGUUGAAUUCAAUAGAAAAGGAAACAUUGUGCUCUACUACAGCAAAAACGGAAAGAAUAUAAAGAAGCUGCACUGUGGACCUGCUUACCAAACAUCCGAACAUGAUCAAGUUCAGGACUGGAGUGAAGAUAGAACCUGAGGACUGCCUAAAAGAGUGUUCAAGUUAUAAUAUCCCUUUUGAUGGUGCCGCUGAUAAUACCCUUCCCUUCGCCUACAGCUCAAC
Meloidogyne enterolobii is the source of this 600-nucleotide messenger RNA. The record is from the annotation of a GenBank genome assembly. NCBI's taxonomy places the organism in Eukaryota, Metazoa, Nematoda, Chromadorea, Rhabditida, Meloidogynidae.